CCCUCGCUCUUUGUGAUGCUUUCGGAGUGUGAGCAGAGGAGGCGAGUAGGCUAGCGUGCAAGUGUCUCCUGCGUGCUGUAGACGCGCGUGUCUCACCGCAUUGGCUUCCAUCUAUGUGCAAACGCGCUCACAGCAGGCAAAGCCGACACAUUGAAGCCAGCGCUUCCUCUCGGACUGGCAGGCAAAUCGCAUCGCAAGCCACCCCAGCCCUCCUCUCCCCCCCUCCCUUUCUCUCUCUCUCUCUCUCUCUCUCUCUCUAUCCCUCUCCCUCGCUCCUUCCCUCUGUCUCUCUCUCUCCCUGUCUCUCUCUUUAUAUCUCCCACCCGCUCAGCGCGUGCCCCCCCUUCGUACCGACACCUUCGGCAGAGGAAGCGAAAAGCCCCUUCACUGCCCAGCCCAGGGAUACCAGCUGAAAGAAUGAAGCUCUGACACUGCGUGGGACUGGAGGGACACUCAAGCACAACUAACCACGCACAGAAUCAGAGACAUGCUGUGCCUGUGAGUGUGGCCACAGACACCAACAGAGAGCUCCCCAGCGACUGCCGGUGGCAGAGAACCAGAGAGUCAGCGAACGGGCUCCCAGGAGAGGACAGCAUCCCCAGCUAUCACCAGGCUCCUGCUGCAAGGUCGAUCAGACAGAGUGACCACCAGCACUCCGGCCUCACAUCACCCCACUGGGUCAGCAAUACCUGUGGCAGCAGUGAGUGAACCCAGUCAGCACGGUCAGCUGUACAUGGAGACCCCCAGCUGGGCAGAAACCAAACCAGGAAACGGGUUGUGCAAAUCUGGAACCAUCGUAGUGUACAGUGGUCUUCUGAACGAUCACUUCUGGCAUUUUGGGGUGCCCCUCGUCACAAGACUGGGUAACCAAGAGGCCACAGCCCCGCCAGAAGCGAUGGCCCAGCCGUACCCACCUGCCCAGUACCCCCCUCCACCUCAGAAUGGGAUCCCAGCGGAGUUUGCGGCGCCACACCCCCACCCGACACAGGACUACACGGGCCAGAGCACAGUGCCGGACCACGCAAUGACCAUCUACACACCAACACAGACACACAGCGAACCUCCAGGCACUGACAGCAGCACACCCUCCCUCACAGGCACGACGACAGUACCGCAGGCAGACGAGGUGGCGCAGACGGAGGGAUCCCAGCAGCUCCAACUCCAGCCCUCAGACUCCUCAGAGAAGCAGCAGCCCAAGCGGUUACACGUCUCCAACAUCCCCUUCCGCUUCCGGGACCCCGACUUGCGGCAAAUGUUUGGGCAAUUUGGGAAGAUUUUAGAUGUGGAGAUAAUUUUUAAUGAGCGGGGUUCCAAGGGCUUCGGGUUCGUAACUUUUGAAACAAGCGCGGAUGCCGACCGCGCACGGGAGAAACUAAACGGUACAAUCGUAGAGGGACGCAAAAUAGAGGUAAACAAUGCAACAGCGAGAGUAAUGACAAACAAAAAAGUGGCAAAUCCAUACACAAAUGGGUGGAAGCUGAAUCCAGUGGUGGGAGCUGUCUAUGGUCCUGAAUUUUAUGCAGUAACCGGCUUCCCCUACCCAACUGCAGGGGCUGCGGUGGCCUACAGGGGAGCACACUUGAGAGGAAGGGGUCGCGCCGUCUACAACACGUUCCGUGCUGCCCCGCCUCCGCCGCCCAUCCCAGCCUACGGCGCAGUGGUUUACCAGGACGGAUUUUAUGGUGCAGAAAUUUAUGGGGGCUACGCAGCGUACAGAUAUGCCCAGCCCGCCGCAGCAGCUGCAGCUGCCUACAGUGACAGCUAUGGCAGAGUCUAUGCAACGGCAGAUCCCUAUCACCACACGAUUGGACCUGCUGCCACAUAUAGCGUGGGUACCAUGGCUAGCCUAUACAGAGGAGGGUACAGUCGCUUCACUCCCUACUAAAGAGAGAGAAACUUUACCACAACAAACAAACAAACAAACAAACAAACACCUCCUUCUUCGUGGAAAACUAAAUCAAACACAAAGCUUCCAGGUCGCAAUGCUGACCCUCUCCCAACACCCUCUCAAGCUGAUGUUAUAUUUGAAGAGUACUCUAUUACUAUCUCACUCUGUAAUUAUUUUAUAGAAUGUUAUGCUUUGUUUGUUUUUAUUAAUGUAUUCAUUUGUAUGCAAUGUGUACCCUGGCCUGUAUUUCUGUUUAGGGAGGUGGGAUGGGAGGGAGCACCGAAAAAGGGGGUUGACGAGGGACGUUGACACGGGGGGCUGGACGUCACAUGAGCUUUCUCCUUUUGUAAGAUCACAAUGAUUGCAAAAGGAAAAGAAGGAAGAUAACUAAUUAUUUCAUUGCAGACAGAGGUUAUCAGUUUCAAGACAAGCACACACCAUCAUUGAGAAAAGGACAAAAAGAAACUUGUCAGCCUCAUUUUAAUCACUUGGGUUUUCGAAGUUUACAGAUGCAACGUGGGCGGUGCGGCCUACAUAAAUUGAGUGCUGCGUCACGCGUUUGCCCUUGCUUCCCAAAACAGCUUGGCUAACUAGUUCUUUGCACCGGCAUGAUGAGGCCAACAAUGGGAGUAGACAGAGGUAGCUGAUAACGACACCACUGGUGAAGAUGAGCGGUUCAAUCCUAAGAUCGGUAUUCGUUACACAAGCAACGAGGUCAGAGCUGCGGUGCUUGGUAGCCCACAGUGAGAAGAGCUCGCCGUGCCGCACCAUCAGUCCCGUACAGGACGCCACGCACGGCCUAGGCCAGGAGGGCGUCUCUGCACCUCAGGGAGGUACGGAGCCUCUCUCAGGUCUUCGUGUCCCUCUCCGCUGGCUGAGCGGGGUCAGUGCGACUCGCCCACAUCUCGGUGCCCUGCCCACCUGAGCAUGUUCAUUAGGAUCGCGUCCAUGUCGCCGCAGUAAGGGCCUACGAAGCAGGAGUGGUGGCUAGCUGGGCGGCUGCACUUAUAUAAGGCUCUUGCAUUUAAGAAAGACGGUGCGGCGUGACAUAAUGGAACGCAGGCGUCAUUGCUCUCUGAUGAAGGGGAUGCAGUGAUGCUUCAGUGGAAGCAGUGAUCUGUAGGACUAAUGUGAUGGUACUAGCCAUCCAGGGAAAGUACCAGGGAAACGAAUGUAUCCCAUUACCACUGGCUGGUUUUAAGGGCUUGAUAUAUCUCUUGAUGUAUCUCUGUAUCUUUUUGCAGUAGUAGGUAGUACUACUCAGAUUUAUAUGUCAAUAGCCAAAGUCUGUAUGAAGUUGAAAUGCUGGACAAGUUUGCUCCUCAUUAAGUGAAUGUACGCUCAUUUAAUGGCUUAAGUACCGCAAACCCUAAUAACUACCACUGCUCUACAUUAGCUUCAUGAUUCACUGAAACAAAAAAAAAAAAAAAAAAAUCUGCUGAAUGUUAUUACCUCAGGGUAAGAGGGAAAAUGGUUAAAAUGGAGUGAAUUUGCAAUAACCAUUAGAAAGAUACAAGACUUCCUUAAGAAAGGAACGUGAAGGGCAGCAGCUAGAAAACUCCUGUUGCAAGAAUCACUUGAUCUUUAUCCAGUCGCAUCCAUCACCACACUCACGCCAAAGGAAUCGCAUCAGAGAUAGACAGCAUUUAGGUGCCAUCCCGCCCAAUCUCUCCCCACAGAAAAUCUGAUGACGCGGUGGAAAAAAAAAUGAUCAGGAAACAUGGUGCUCUGGACACAAUUUUCCCUCCUUUUCUCUUUCCUUCUGCAUUUCAACAGCUGAAAAGCGCUUCGGAGAGCUUCUGCUCCCAAACUCUAGGCGAGAUGGACUGUCUCUGAGACAUUCCCUCAAGGUGACACACCGCCCUCUAGACACACAUACGCACCCCAGCCGGUUUUUAACGGAUCCAGCGGGAGCUGAAACUAAUGACCCUCAGAGGGGAAGUGAAAUAGGGCCCCUCGAUUCAGAGCCGCUCAGGACGUUGAUCAUGUCCCCUCGUGGAGGGGCGCUCGCUUACACGCUGCACAGUAAAUAGCCGCCCAGCUUCAAAUGGAAUUGUAAGGGGGGAGUUAUAGGAGAGGAAGAAAGAGCUCUGUAGAAGACCAGCUUCCAAGGCAAUUUACUUCACAGAUUAAAGAUAACACCAUUCAGUCAAUAACCACUGAUCUCAUUUGAAGAUACACUAGACUAACUCGGCACAUAGUACAGCUGGCUCAGUCUAUUACCAUAGUUGUUGUGGCUGUUGCUCCAGACGUAAUAUUCUCUCCAUGUGUUUCAAAUGAGAAGCUGGCCAUUGUGAAAUAUGGAUUGGAUAAACUGCUUUUUUUUUUUUUUUCCCCCUUCUUGUCCCUUCGAAGGAAAAAUACAGUGCAAAAUAUUUAACCUUACACGUUCUGCCGCAGACAGCAGCAUCCGUUAAGCAGUCUGCUCCUUGCCGCGUGCGUCCGUUAGACGGCGGGCGUUUCCGAACAGCACUUUCCCUUUCUGUACGUUGUGGCGUAUUUGCGAGCUGACCGGAAUGAAUCAGGUGUCGUGUAGUUAUUGUGACUCCGCCACAGCCGUUUUGCUGGAGUCGCAACCCAGUCGCACUCUACAGGUGCUCCUAGUCUUCCGCAUUCGGUCAGCUUUCCGGGAUUUACAUGACAGACUGUUGCUCUGUACAUCACCCGCGCCCACUUGCUCUCGAAGCACACGCACACCCGCACCCACCCCCCGCACGUGCACGGUUUUGUGAGGAUCCGAACCAACAGGGGAGUUCUCUGCAAAAGGGGCUACUUUGAUUCGGAAGUUUCUGGGACCAAUUGUAAAUGAUGGUGUGUUUUGCCUCCACCUGCCCCAGACUCAGAAUCGGUGAAAGCGCUCCAUCUGUUUUAGGGCGAGAGGGCCGACGGAUAUGUGUGCGGCCCCGCAGAAGUCAUGUGACAGCUGCCGUCAGAGGCAUCACUGGUGACUCGGUUCUGGAAAGGCCAGCGCCACGUCCGUUCACCCUCUGUAGGUGUCCCUUAGGAAGCCGCUCCCCCAGGACGAUUCACCGCUCUGCUCACCGUUCAUCACCACACGAUUCCGCAUAUUGAGUACUCUUAUUAAUUAAUUAGCGAUACAAGUAAAUACAGGCAGCUUUUACAGUAGAAAUGUGCAUAAGCGAGAUAAAUGUUUUACGUAUGGGUGUUUUUAUGUAUUGUACCAUUAGUCUUUUUGAAUUUGCUUUGGUUUUGCUUUUUAUUAGGUGGAGUUAUCGCAGUUCCUUCAACGACCAAAUUAAAGCUUUUUCUACAGUGGUGCAAAGUGCAGUACAAAACUUGAAAAUAUUUCCAGGACAAAAAUGAACAUUCGCAACCUCUAAAACCAGCUGUUAAGUGGGAAUGGAAUACAAGCUGUGUCUCAAGCUUUUAUCAGUUCAUGUAAAUAGCAUUCAGUUGUCUUAAAAGAGUUGUCAUUCUAUUGUUUUCUGUCUUCUGUUCCUUGGCACUUUACAUAUUAAGUUUUGAAGUUCCUUUGAUUUUUACAAGGUGUUAUAUUUAUAGAGCUAAGGCAAAAUACCAGUAUGUGCGUACUAUAGUAUAAGGUGUUAAGAACAUAGUAUUUAUUAGCUUAUUUAAAUGAUUCCAGUAUUAUUAUCAUUAGAUUAAAAAACGUGUAGUACAAAAAUCUAGAAGAUAAAAUCUUCCUCCUUUUAUAUACUGAUAUUGAAGACUUAGAGUUACAUCAUGGAAACGUUUUUAUAUUAUUAAGAAAAAGGCUUUAAACCACAUUGUUUAUACCUUUUUUGAAGGGGAGAGAUAGGUGGCAUCUUUGUAUGUGUUUCUGAUCAAAAAAUUCUGUGGUGUGUUGUCAAGCUAUAUUAUUGUAUGUAUACACUGUGUCUAAAUAACCAAUAGGAAUUAAAGCUGCUCUCUGACUAUAAAGGAGUUUUAUUUGUUGUUCCAUUUAAAGUGUCGCACACAAUUUUAAAUGACUUCCCCCUGUGUCCUCUUUACGACGACACUAAAACACAGACGAGACCGAGUGGAGGCUGAGCAAAUAUCGGAGCGCACAAUCCAGCAGGGGAUAUCCUGAGAAAUAAAUAAACCGCGUCUGGCUCCGUUUUCUCACUUUGAUUUGCAUCCACAUUCUUAUUUUAAAUUAGCGAGCAAAAGUGAAUGUUUUGUCCGUGCGAAACCACAAAGGGCUGAAAUAAAUCUACGCACAAGCAUGGGAGGAGAAAGGAAGGGUUGCCCUUUACGCCACGUUUUCUCUUCACUUAAGUGACAUUGGAUUCAGUGGCAUUUGCGUAACCAGGAACAGUUUCAAUCCUUUCAGAUACUCUUCUGAAAUAAAUUCAUCUUCAUUGCAACAGAAUCAGUUAUUUUCUGUAACCAGCAAGUAAUUGCAUUAGAACGAUUAUCAUUAUUCUCCCAGUUGUAUGUUUUAGCUGGAGUAUGUUUGAAGGAAACACUCAAUUAGUCUGAAUUAUCCGCGUAUAUUCUGGCUUAAAAAACAAAUUUUUAUGAAAGUGAAGGAAGAGGGAGAGACUGUACGCAUCCAAAUGAAUCUUGAAGCUUGCCAACUGAUGUGAUGAAACCCCUUGUCCUGCAUGGAUGCACCUUUGAGCCAUUAAAUGAUUGCCAGUUUAAUUGGCUCUGUUAAUGCCGUCAUUUGUAAGAUGGCUCCGUGGGCCCGGCUCCAGUACAAAAUGGUGGCAGGCUGGCUCUCCUUUUCCCACUCUUUUCUUUGAUAGUUUACGGUUUUUUUUCCCCUCAGAAGACAGUGUUCCGUGAUUCACCGGCCCUCGGUUCAACAACCCAGAUAGGAUAGCUCUAUAGGGAGCAGUAGUGUAUAUUUUGGUAUUGUCAAGGGGUACAUAUAUACUGAUCCUUGUGCAAAGUUUUUAAGGUGACUGCAGCAUUAGAAGAAUUAGUCUUGAAAUGUUCAGAUGACCUCGGUUGCUGCUCUAAAGUACUUUGCUACGCCUCUGUAAGGGCAUAUAGAUAAAGUACUCUAUGUCCUUAGAAUGAGAUCACUGCAGCAAAUGGAAGAGGAGCUUUGAAUUACUGUGCUGACCAGAGCCCGGAGAUUCGGAGCGUUGACCUGCGCUGGGCUUUGUAGGGGGAACGAGGUACUUUCUCAGCAGACUAAAGGAUACCCCAAAGGUGCUCGCUCUGCCUUCGGUGUCAGGGCCUCCUGUGUUGCCGUCAGGACCGUGAAGUGGGAGAAUACGGCCGCACAAACAGUCCAUCAGCCUUGCUGGUGUCCAGCAAGAUGAGAUCCUGUAAUGAAGUCUUCCCGUCCUGAGCCGUCAGAUUUCAUUAUGGCCGUGGACCGCGAAUGCAGAGCUGCAGGCCUUCAGCGCUCACACGGCCCUUGUUCUUGAGGCAGGAUCAGAAUAAGGCAACGAUAAAAAAGGAAAACAAGCAGGGGAAAAAAUACAAGCAGGUAAAGUGCGUAUCUGUGUAACCGUGGGUCGAACCUCACUGUUGUUGAAGAGUUUCAACCCAUACAAACUGCAUGAAUUUUGUUGAGUCAGAGUGCUCAGCUGGAAUUGUUUAAAUUUGCAGGGAGGAUUACAGCAAAAAACUUUAAAAUGAGCCUCACAGAAUUGUAUAUUGAUUCCCCGAUUUAAAAUUGUUCAAUCCACGAUCAUUUGAAAACGCCCGAGGCUUUGUUUCAGGACAGUGUGGAAUGUGGAGUCAUUUACAAUUGUGUCUUCCCCCCUACUUGACAUUUUUGAUAUUCUCCAUUGUUGCAUUUUAUUUGUUAAAGAAUUUGUAUAAAAACAAAAAGGAAGCAAAAAACUUAUAUAUACUGUUAAUGUA
This is a messenger RNA of Scleropages formosus (Asian bonytongue), 7678 nucleotides long. RefSeq names its product RNA binding fox-1 homolog 3a (gene rbfox3a). Gene Ontology annotation, biological process: nervous system development; regulation of alternative mRNA splicing, via spliceosome. Gene Ontology annotation, cellular component: nucleus; cytoplasm. The record is from RefSeq and is a predicted model, not a curated record. NCBI's taxonomy places the organism in Eukaryota, Metazoa, Chordata, Actinopteri, Osteoglossiformes, Osteoglossidae. Gene Ontology annotation, molecular function: mRNA binding. The transcript is spliced from 16 exons. Bases 734 to 1885 code for a protein of 383 amino acids.